Messenger RNA from Orussus abietinus, 5459 nucleotides. RefSeq names its product eukaryotic translation initiation factor 4 gamma 2 (gene NAT1). NCBI's taxonomy places the organism in Eukaryota, Metazoa, Arthropoda, Insecta, Hymenoptera, Orussidae. The transcript has 8 exons. Gene Ontology annotation, cellular component: eukaryotic translation initiation factor 4F complex. The record is from RefSeq and is a predicted model, not a curated record. Gene Ontology annotation, molecular function: translation initiation factor activity; protein binding; mRNA binding. Bases 157 to 2811 code for a protein of 884 amino acids.
AACGAUCGAUUAGCGCCGAUUAGCGUCGAUUAGCGCCGAUUAGCGCCGAUUAGCGCCUUGUUAGCUCGUCGCGAAGAGGGGGGCAGCUCCUCUUCUCUCCCCCGCCUCUCGAGCAAAGGCCGAAGUCGUGGCGAGGUUUGGAAAUUAAAAGAUUCGAUGCCUUCCAGGGACGAUAUUCGCUCCCUAUCCACUGAGCAGCGUUGGAUCCCUCCUUCGACUAUUAGACGUGAUGCGCUCACCCCAGAAAGCCGAAAUGAUUUCAUCUUCAGAAAGGUGCGGGGCAUUCUUAACAAGCUCACCCCGGAAAAAUUCGCAAAGCUGAGCAACGACCUGCUCAACGUCGAGCUCAACUCGUAUGUGAUUCUGAAAGGUGUCAUUUUCCUGAUCUUCGACAAGGCACUCGAUGAGCCCAAGUACAGUUCUAUGUACGCACAGCUGUGCAAGCGGCUGUCCGACGAAGCACCCAAUUUUGAGUCCCAGAAGCCGACGAUCGACGGCCAGAUCAUCGACAGUACCUUCAAGCUCCUGCUGCUCAACAAGUGCAGGGACGAGUUCGAGAACAGGUCCAAGGCCAACCGGGCCUACGAGAAUCGGAAUGAGCUCAGCCCGGAGGACGAGGAGCGCCGGCAGUUUGCCAAGCGCAAGAUGCUGGGCAACAUCAAGUUCAUCGGCGAGCUCGGCAAACUGGAGAUCAUGUCGGAGGGGAUCCUGCACAGGUGCAUUCAGCAGCUCCUCCCGGACACCAAGCGAGGACGAUCCAGGUGGGACCUGGCCGAGGACAUCGAGUGCCUGUGCCAGAUCAUCCGCACCUGCGGGCGCACCCUCGACACGGACAAGGGCUGCCUGCUCAUGGAUCAGUACUUUAAGCGUAUGAGGUCGCUCGCCGAGAGCCCCGAUCUACCCCUACGUAUCAGGUUCAUGCUGCGCAACACCAUCGAGCUGCGCGAAAACCGCUGGAUUCCGAGGAAAGCAACCAGCACCGAGGGGCCCAUGCCGAUGAAUCAAAUCCGGAACGACGUGGACGAGCAGCCGCCCCCUCGGGGCAGGGAGAACGCCUACCACAGGCCGCCGAGAGAGGAUCGGCUGGGACCCGACUUCCUCCGGAAGAUGACCCGCGGCGGCCUCGACAUCGACCUGGUCGGCAGCAUUCCCCUGACGGCUCCCUCGUUCGGCAUGCCCUCGCCCUACAGCCCGAAUGGGUUCUCGCCCUCCGGGGCCCGCGACUCGGGCCCCGGCUACGGCCGCCACCAUCAGCGUGGCCAGCCGGGAUUCUACCAGAACCAGAACCGGCACCAAAACAACUACCAAGGCAAGCACGGCCACGGUCAGCAACAGCAGCAGCCGCCGGCGGCGCAGCAGCAGCAACAGCAACAGCAGCAGCAGCACAACUCGCCGCAGGGUUACAACAACGGCAACAAGGAACAGCUUCGCUUCAACAAGACCAAGAUGCUCAUCGGCCACGCCGAGGAGGUGUCCCUGAGGCCUUCGGCCAACUCGAUGAUGUUCAAGCAGACCAACAUUAGCCCCAGCCUACCUCUGAACAACGACUUGUUUCCAGGGCGCAACGCGGAGUCGCCGCUCCUGAGGGCUGCCACCCUCAAGGUGACGCCGCCGCUACUGCACAAGGAGCCGUCCUCCUCGAUCCUGAUCAAGCAGGGAACCCUCGACAAGCGCGACAAGGCUAGGGAGAAGAAGGAUAAGGGUCCGACCAAGGAGGAGAUCCUGAAGAAGGUGGCGGCCCUGAUGGACGACCUGCAAGGACACGGCAACGUGCCGGACGCGGCAACGGCCUUUAAGGAGCUUAAGAUCCCGGAGCGGUUCCUGCGCCACGCCCUCUUCACCGUCUACUCGCACACCUUGGACCUCGGGGACCCCGAGCGGGAGUUGGCCGCGAAGCUGGUGGCCGAGCUGAAGAAGCAGAGCACCGUAACCGGCCAGCAGUUCAGCGAGGGCUGGAAGGAGCUGCUGGAGAGCAUGUCGGAGAAGGAGAGCGCUGUGCCGUGCAUCGCUUCGCACGUGGCCUUCCUCACGGCGCGGGCCAUCGUCGACAACCUGAUGCAGCUGACGGACCUGGCGGCGGUCACGGAGAACGGGCAGCACCAUCCGCUCUUCCUCCUGACCCUGCAGCAGCUUCACAAGAACCAGGGCAAGGCCAGGGUCACGCAGAUCUUCAACGAGAGCAAGGUCAACCUGAUGAGCCAGCUGCCGGAGGCCGAGAAGACCAAGGAGCGGCUCGGCGAGAUCCUCGAGGACCGAGAGCUGACCUUCCUCUACCCGCUUCUCAGGAUCCAGGGUGAGAUGUGGAGGCAGCUCGAGGCCGACCCGAGCCCCGCCGCCUUCUACAAGUGGAUCAAGGAGAAACUCGAACCCUCGCAUCACUCCGACACCGGUUUCAUCAACGCCCUCACCACGGUCCUCCUCAAGUACAUCACGCAGGAGUCGACGCUGGCGCCCGACGUGGACCCGACUCAGAUUCCGGACAAGGCCUUGCAGGACAAGGAACGCGCGCUCCUCGAGAAGUACAUGCGCGUCCUCCAGUCGUUCCUGCCCACCAUCGAUGCCCAGGUUACUGCCAUUCACACUCUCCAAGCGUUCUGCUUCUCGCACAACUUUCCGAAGGGCAUGCUGCUGCGCUGGUUCAUGAAGCUCUACGAGCUCGAGGUCGUCGACGAGGAAGCCUACGUCAAGUGGAAGGAAGACAUUACCGACGCGUACCCCGGCAAGGGCAAGGCCCUCUUCCAGGUUCACAACUGGCUGACGUGGCUGCAGAACGCCUCCUCGGAGGAGGAAGACGACGAGGGCGAUAAUUAAAGGCGGGAGGGAAAGAUGCGAGGGGCGCCUUCCCCGAAAGCGGUACACACACCCACAGCCACACACUACCCACACACACCCUAGAUCCGCGCGCGCGUACACCAUCGAUCGGUUUGAUCGUUCGUUCCGUGGAACCGAGAAGAAGGAUUCCGGCCCGGCCGGCGGGGAAGCCACCUCGACCGUCCUUCGGGACUCCCUCGGGAACGAGCGGAGUGGACCUUCCUCGAGACCAGGAACAAGAACGUGGAGCGAACGAAGAGGGAUGGUGGGGACCUCGUACGUACAGCCUCCGAAGUAACGACAAUUAUCGAUAGUAGCAGAUUAGCCCUCGAUCGGUAGGCCGCGGAAAGCGAAGCAAGCGUUCGGGGAUGAUUAACCACGAUCCAAAAAGGAGGGGGAGGGGGCCUUUUUCUUUGUAGGAAGAAUUAAAGGGGCCGUUUGGAGACGGGAAGGGAGUUUCGAAGUGUAAUUACUUUCCGGAAUUUGUUGCUCGAGAGAAGGGAAGACAAAGAAGCGACAACGACGAAUUUCUGGAGCGCGAUAGUUAAUCGGGUUAGCGUUAGUUGGUAUAACUAUGGAGGAGAUUGCGGAGCGAUCGUGGAAACCUGCGACUGAACGAGCGGUACCUUCGGAUUUUCGUUCGAACGUAUACGUCAUUUUCUUUUCGAGAUCUCGCGCCACCUGUGUUGCUCCUAAAAUCAGAUGCUUUCGGAAGGUAAGACGCUCGUUCUCCGUUAACGUGGGAACAUCCGAGCGCGGGUUUCCGUUGGUCGCCCGGAAGGCCGUCUUCGCGUCGUCCCGGAGGCGCAGGGGGAGAAUUCCCACGCAUACGUUUCCGCCAAACGACACGAUCGGCUGCUAGAAGAAGGAAAACGUUCACACGCCGAAAUCAGGAAAGCGACCAACGUGUCCAGGUUGGAGGGGGAGAGAAACUGAAACGAAGCAUAAACAGGCGUCAUACAAAACUCAAGCAAAUAGCCCACUUCUGACGACAGGUGCAGCCGAAGUGCAACCGGGAUGCAACGGGUGAGGAGCCCGGCGAGUUUCAAGAAUUUUAGAUAACUGAAAUUACAUUACAUAGAUUUCUAAGGAUAAGAGACGAGACGAGACGAGACGAGACGGGAUACGGAAGAGAAGUGGAGGGAAGAGGCUCGCCACGCGGGGCGGGGAAGAGGAAUCGCGCGCGUCUCGAAAGCAACCACCGGCGACCAACCGACCGAAAGAUCGAGCCGGAAAGAAAGGAGAAAGCGGGGGAAGAGUGGAUGACGCGGACGCGAAAGGGGGAGAGAGCGAGCGAGAUUCGUGUCGUCCAAUUUUUUGGUCUAGUAUUGUGCAUGUGCCACGUUUUGUAAGUCUUUUUUCCCGCGGCCGCGAGAGCGAAACGCUCGUUGUAUCUCUGUGUAUCAGCUUUUACAUUUAUUACGAGGAAUCACUAUUAAUUAAUAUUAAUAUCAUUAUUAUUGUUAUUACUACUACUACUACUACUGCUGCUGCUGCUGCUGCUGCUGCUGCUGCUGCUGCUGCUGCUGCUGCUACUGCUGCUACUACUACUACUACACUACUACUGCUGCUACUACACCUUUACUAUUACUAUUACCAUUACCAUUGAUUAUCAUUAUCGUUAUCAUCACCGUCGUCUAGAGGAUUUUAUAUAUAUAUAUAUAUGUGUGUGUGUUAUGUAUGUAUAUGUACGUUUAACAUUUUUUUUUUCUUACGUGGAGGAAAAAAAGAAGGGAAAACGGUCGAGGACGAUCGAAUCGCCAUUUUCUCGAAUCCAAUUGCUGUCCCUAUUGAGCGUGCUCUCGGUUUAAUCGAUUCUAACGUUAUUUAUAUAUAUAUAUAUCACAACCAGCAACCGACGUCACCAUCCACUAUAAACCGUAAAGAACGUAGCGAGGUCUUUUAGCUGACGCAACUAGAACCGCAGAACGUUAUGGAUAAAUAUAUGCCUUGGUGUGAUUUAUUACAGGCCGACCAUCCUGGGUGUAUACUCUCGAUCAUUGAUAUACACACACAUAUAUAUAUAUAUAUAUAUAUAUAUAUCUUUCUGCGUGUACAUACUUCCCUCCGUCGAAUGGUUCAGCCCUCUCCAGGCUUUCCCUGCGCCUUUCCUUCGGUUCGACUGGUCUCGCGCCCUCGACAGUCCUCGAUCCUCCGUUGAGCCAAACCGUUUCUCUCGAGUUUCGCCUUACCCGGGAACGUUUUUUCCAGACACUGGGCCGAGCGUCCGUAAGAAACCGUUUCGACCGAGAACUAGAUAGAAAUCCGGCAAAAGUUCAAAGCGAGUAUCCGAGGCUUCUCUUUGGCUUCCCCUACGAUGGAAUCCUCCCACCACGCCGACGUUUGCAUCUUUUGCCCCGCGAUCGAUUAACGAAGAGUUAACGAAGAGUUAACGUCCGCGCGCGGACCGGAUCGACCGGAUCGACCGAAUCUCCCCGUCAUAGAAAUAAGUAAGUCUCGAGUUUCCUCCGGCUUGCUUUACUUCCGUUUCCCUCUGGCUCGCGAGGCAAGGACGGGAUCGAUCGAUCGACCUCUUACCGCAGAAUAUAGGCUAGAGAUCCGGGACGAGAAGGCGACGGGAGGAAUUUUGUUAUCUCUUCGCAAAGGACUCUCCGUAGGCACGGAAUUAUGUAAUAAAAACGCAAGGA